AUCGCUGCUGGACCUCUCCACUACAGUCCCAUCAUGUCUAAUUUGGAGCUGCUGGACUUUGAGCGCAGUGGAGCUCCAGGGAUUUCAGAGGUGAAUAUUUGAAGAUGAAACUGGACAUUGCGACCCUAAUCAGCCCCACCUCCAGAGUCCGACCUCUACCAGCAUGUCGUAACGCCGACAGAACUCCCCCAUCGAACGGUACUGCUGGAUGCCACUCUUCAGCAGGGGAGGAUGGGUGAUAGUCCCAUGAGAAUCACCUCCGCCCACAAUCCUCAUUCCAUCCUCUCAUGGAGCAUACAGCCGCCUACAACACACCGUGGAACAUCAUCCACACCACCUCUUGGCGUCCGAACGCAACCCAGCUUAACGCCUCAGGACUGAGCGAGCCCAGAGAUGGACACCUCCUGCAGACGCUCGGCCUGUGCACCAUGCUCCUGAUGGACAUACUGGCUAUAGUAGGCAACUUAGCCGUAAUGACAGUCAUCGCCAGGACACCGCGACUACGUAAAUUUGUGUUCGUCUUCCAUCUCUGCCUGGUGGAUCUCAUCGCGGCCCUGGUGUUAAUGCCUCUGGGUAUGCUGUCAGGUCAGGGCUUUUUCAACAAGGCUCUUUGUCAGGGUUACCUGUGUCUGAGCGUGGGACUGAUCAGUGCUGCUAUCCUCACUAUCUCAGCCAUCAAUGUCGAGAGAUACUACUACGUCGUUCAUCCCAUGCGCUACGAGGUGAAAAUGACUGUGGGGUUGGUGGUUUCAGUUCUGAUUGGAAUAUGGAUCAAAGCCAUCCUCAUGUCCGCGUUCCCUUUACUCGGCUGGGCGCUCGAUAGAGAGGAGCUGGGAAUGGCUCUGGGGAAUGUUAUGGGGAAAAUCGUUGAACCAAAGUGCUGCUCGCUCCACUGGAUGGUGGAAGGGCCCCAACGGCUGGUGUUCAUGGUCCUUUUUACCCUCAUGUACUUCCUGUGUCCAGUCCUCAUCAUCUUUGUGGUGUACUACAACAUGUUUAAGGUGGCCAGGGUUGCUGCCAUGCAGCAAGGGCCAGUCCCCACAUGGAUGGAGACUCCCCGGCCGCACUCUGAAUCUCUGAGCAGCCGCUCCAGCAUGGCGGCCAGCCUCAGCGGAGCUCGGACCACCCCUCAGAGGACUUUCAGUGGGGGCAAGGCUGCGGUGGUCCUAGUCGCCGUAGGAGGUCAGUUCCUUGGGUGCUGGCUGCCUUAUUUCUCCUUCCACAUGUACUGCGCCGUCAUGCCGUCCUCUCACGAAUCCCUCGCACGCAUGGCCCAGCUUGAGAACGUCUUCACUUGGAUCGGGUACUUCUGUUUCACCUCCAAUCCUUUUUUCUAUGGCUGUCUGAAUCGGCAGAUCAGGGAAGAGCUGGCCAGAAACCUGGCCUUCGUUUUUAAGUGGGGGCGUCCCGGUGAAGAAGAACAGCUGCCCAGUCGAGAGGCUUCUAUUGAGGAGAACUUUCUCCAGUUUCUUCAGGGCACAGGUUGCAAUAUGCGGCCAAGGAAUUCCCAAAGCAUCUCCAUCCCUCAACAGGAAGAGGACAAUCCUCUCUCCACCGAACUCCACAGGCCAUCUGUUGACUUCCACAUUCCUGGCCAGAUCAUGGAGGAGACCUCGGAGUUCAUAGAGCACCAACACAUGAACGACCUUAAUAUAUCAGACAAUUGUAUCAAGACAAAAUCGGAACUGCAAGGUUGAUAUUUUCAGAUGUGAAAUCUAUAUUUAAUCAUAUAUUGUUGCUAUGUUUUACUAUUGGAUCUUUUUAUACUCUGCCGACAAAUUUGUACAUAGCUUGUUUUACAUUUUUGGUUGGUAGGUUUAUGUCAUACCCAAAGCAUUUUUUUUUUCUUUAGAGAAGAUAUGUUGAACUGAUGAAAUGACCUCAUUUCAACACAUUACCACUAGACAGAAACGUAUUUACAUAGAUUCAGCGACAUUUGUCCGAACAAUGUAACAUGGAAGCAACAUUGUGACGUGGAAUCUGUAUUCAAAAAGCGGUAUGAACCGCAAGUGGUCGAUGUUACAAACUUUUAAUGCUCCUAAUGUUAAUUCAGACAACAAAUGAGUAUAAAAUUGGUUAAUAACUAAGUAUUAUUGUAACAACAAAAUUUGGAGCAUGCACUAAUAUUGAACCAAGGUUGUUUGUGUGGUGGAUAGAUUCUAAUUCUUUAGUUGCCGUAAAAUUAUGGCCG
Sinocyclocheilus rhinocerous is the source of this 2191-nucleotide messenger RNA. RefSeq names its product probable G-protein coupled receptor 61. The record is from RefSeq and is a predicted model, not a curated record. Bases 288 to 1697 code for a protein of 469 amino acids. Gene Ontology annotation, biological process: G protein-coupled receptor signaling pathway. The transcript is spliced from 2 exons. Gene Ontology annotation, cellular component: plasma membrane; endosome; signaling receptor complex. Lineage: Eukaryota; Metazoa; Chordata; Actinopteri; Cypriniformes; Cyprinidae. Gene Ontology annotation, molecular function: G protein-coupled receptor activity.